This is a messenger RNA of Acytostelium subglobosum LB1, 7896 nucleotides long. RefSeq lists its product as hypothetical. Gene Ontology annotation, biological process: signal transduction. The coding region runs from base 1 to 7896 and encodes 2631 amino acids. The record is from RefSeq and is a predicted model, not a curated record. Gene Ontology annotation, molecular function: cytoskeletal motor activity; protein binding; ATP binding. Gene Ontology annotation, cellular component: cytoskeleton; myosin complex. Lineage: Eukaryota; Evosea; Eumycetozoa; Acytosteliales; Acytosteliaceae. The transcript is spliced from 12 exons.
AUGCAUCAUUCCAAUACAGGCGGAGCAAAGAGUGAUGAUAAACAACAACAACAACAACAACAACAACAGCAGCAGCAACAACAGCAACAACAGCAACAACAGCAACAGCCACAGCAACAACAGAAUAGCUCAUUGUUUGGAAUGGUGACGCAGUCAUUGAGAGGAGCUUUGACGACUGGUGUCACUCACAAUCAUAAUCAAGGUGGAGGAGGACAACAGGGGGUACCUGCACCACCGCCUCCAGUAGCAUCAUCAUCAGCAGUGGCAGCUUCACCAUCUUCACCUUCGAUACAUAUGUCAAUAGCUGGUGGCAACAACUAUGGCUACUCCGAUUCGACGACCUACUCUUCAACACCAACUACAACAGCAUCAUCAUCACAUGGCAACAGUGUCAGCAACUUGUUGUCGGCAUCACCGACACUGAGCUCGACACCAUCGGGUGGCGCAAGGAUCAAGGUGUCUGGCUCCUCGUCAUCGUCACAGCUGCUCUCAUUGUCGGAACAGGCGGCGCUCAAAGAGAAGGAACGCGAGAAGGAGAGAGAAAAGGAGAAGCUGGAGAAGAAGACAAAGAGCAGGAAGCAAGCCAUCAAGGGCUUCAUCAAAGAGAUCACAGAGCGACGGCCGGACCAUUUCGGCGAGCUGUCCUUCCUGGAGAGCAGCAAGGUUGGCAUGGAGGAUCUGUCCGAGAUGAAGGAGUUUGACGACGAGUCAUUCAUCAACAACAUUCAGCUGAGGUUCAAGAAGAACAUCAUAUAUACCAACAUCGGCCCGAUACUACUCUCAGUCAAUCCAUACCAGAUACUGCCGAUAUACACACAGGACAUACUCAGGCUGUACAGAAAGAGGGAUGGCGAGCGACUGCCUCCACACCUCUUUGCACUGGCUGAGCGCGCCUACAUGAACAUGGUAGACUUUCAUCGCAACCAAGUCAUCUGCAUCAGUGGCGACAGCGGCAGUGGCAAGUCCGAAAACAGCAAGCUGGUGCUACAAUACCUGUUGGCAAUCAAUCCAAAACAUUCAAUGGACAUUGAGAACCUGAUACUCGAGUCUGGUUCCAUACUUGAAUCCUUUGGACAUUGCUCCACCGUGUCCAAUCCAAACUCUUCACGAUUUGGAAAGUACAUCGAGGUGUAUUACAGCAGCGAAGGAGAGAUAACAGGUGCAAGAUUAUACAAUUACUUCUUGGAUGAAUCUAGGAUAUCAUAUCAGGGCAAGGGCGAGAGGAACUUUCAUAUCUUCUAUCAGUUCCUCACUGGUGCCACGGAGGAGGAGAAACAGACGUACAAGCUUGGCGAGUGGAGCAGUUACUAUUAUCUGAAUCAGGGCGUGACGUUCACCAUCGAUGAGAUCAACGACGCCCAGUCAUUCGAGCGACUCAAGAUGGCCUUUAGCUUCUUUGACUUUACCAGCUCCCAGAUCGACCUCGUCUUCCGCACGCUCUCCUUUAUACUCAACCUUGGCAAUCUCACCUUUUGCCAAUCCAAGUCCAAGGUUGACGUCAAGGACAGGACAUACCUUGAGGAGUUAUCAAGAUCAAUCUCAUUCGACACGGCCAAACUGGAGCAGAUUCUGCUGCCAGAGAAGACAAACUCGGCUCAUGAUACCACAGAGAACAGGGACAAUUUGGCAAAGUCAUUGUACGCCAAUCUGUUUCAAUGGAUUGUCGAUACGUUGAACGCCAAGCUGGCGCCGCCGACGACGCACGAGCAUCUGAUCGGUGUGCUCGAUCUGUUUGGCCAGGAGAACGCGCAGCUCAACGGCUACGAGCAGUUCUCCAUCAACUUUCUCGAGGAGCAGCUGCAGCAGCUGUACAUCCAGACCAUUCUCAAGAAUGAGCAGGACGAGUAUAAGCGUGAGAAGCUGCAAUGGACCAACCAGGUGCCCUUCAAGGACAAUGCCGAGUCGGUGGAGCUGAUGGAGAAGAUUGUAAAUUUGCUGGAUCAAGAGUCCAAGAACGUCAACUCAAACGACGCCAUAUUCCUCGAGAAGCUCAACCUCUUCAUUGGCAAGCAUCACCUGUAUCACAUCAAGCAGAAGAGGUUUGGUGUGGAACACUUCUUUGGAACAACAUUCUACGACAUCAAGGGAUUCAUACAGAAGAACAGGGAUGAGAUGUUUAUCAAGUCAUCAAGCAACCUUUCAAAGAGUUCCAUUAUCAAACUGCUGUUCAGUACUAUCUCAUCUCAUAAUGGUGGCGACGCGAACAACAAUAACAACAACAGCAGCAGUAUCAUCAACAACAACAUCAACAAUAGCAACAACAACAAUGUAUUACAGACAAAGCUAAAGUCAAGGCGAACACCAUUAUCAAUCAUCAAGUCACUGCCACCCAACUCAAACAUACACUUCAUUAGAUGCCUGCGACCAAACUCAAAGAAGCUGCCUAGUCAGUGCGACUCAAAGGUGGUGAACGAACAGGUCAAGACAUUGUGUUUGGUCGAGACGUCAAAGAUCCAGAAGUAUGGCUUCACAGUGAGCUACAAGAGCAAGAUGUUCUUUGAGCGCUUCCCCUUCUUCAAACAGUCGCAAAAGGCAUCGUCUUUUGCCAAUCUGCUCGAUCGCAUGAAGGAGAGCGGCAUCCAGAUCGACUCGAUCCUGUCGCCCUGCUCGCAGAUGGGCAACAGCAAGGUGUUUCUGCGCUACACACUCGGCCAGCUGCUGGAGGAUGAGCGCCAGAAGCGCCGCUACGCAGCAGCCAUCACUAUGCAGAAGACAUGGCGAAUGUACAAAGAGAGGAAAAACUACCUGGCCAUGAAGAAGGCCGCCGUGUCGAUACAGAAGUGCACGAGGCGCUGGCUGGUGCAGAGACGAUAUCACUCAACUCGCGCCGCCAUCAUCAUACUCGAGUCAUUCUCACGCAUGGUCAUUCAGAGGACGAGAUAUCUGCGCAUCAGAGACGCGGCACUGGCACUCCAGACACUGCUGAGGUCGCACAUGACGCGUGUCUACGUGGAGGAUCUGUCCAAGUCCAUCCACAAGUGUGUGCAGCCGCCUCCACUGCCCCUAUCACUCAUCGUCCACAUUCACAAGUCGCCCACGAUCACUCCGCCUGUCUCUCCCACUGGCAACUUCUUCCUCAAGCAGUCGACCAGCUCGGCGGCUUCAUCCUCAUCGACAUCAUCAUCGCAGGUGGCCACCCCUACCUCGACCUCAUCAUCUGUAUCAUCUUCUCUGACACCAACAUCUGGCACAGUCACUGGCGCAGUAACACCUUCGUCUGGCACUGGCACAAGUACAUCGACCACGACAACCACAUCGACAUCAGGCAAUGACUCUGGCACAAACAACAACAUCGUCACAAGACACCAGCCAUCCAUCCCUAUUUAUAAGGUGAGGUUCGAUGGUCAACCGAUUGACACCUCCACCUCCACCUCAUCCACAUCCACAUCCACCACAAGUAGCAAUGUUGUAACACCAUCGAUUAACAUUCAAAAGAUCACACAUCUUCCUGUUCGACCGACGAACUUGGUACGAGGCGUACCACCCCUGCGGAUUGGCUCGGUUCGCAAGGAGUCUACAACAUCAUCAUCCUCCUACACAUCAUUAUCGUCGCCAUCACCAAGCUCUGUGACGCCCAACUAUGAGUCACCGGCCACAGAGUCGCCAGCAAUCUCGCCACCCAUCUCACCAAAGGAUAAACUAGCGACGGACAAUCAAACGGGCCAGACUGGACCAGUGUUGGAGUCUCCAAAGAGGGGACAUCAUCCUCACAUCAGCAUAUUCGAUCGCGCCAAGUCAUUGAGCAGUCUGACAGACAAUGACAGUGGGUCAUCGUCGUCCAACAACAAGAAGUACAGCGCCAGUGUCAUUGCGCCACACUCACACAAGAAUGGACCGGCCUCAACUUCAUCUCCACGCCAGCCAUCACCGCGCCAGCUGUCCACGUCACCAAGCGGCGCAUCGACCUCGACCAGCAUUCGUCGACUCAACUCAAACAGCUCGAUCAAGUACAACAUCCAUCUCACCGAACAGCUGAUAUCGCCGGGCAAGGCGAAUCCAGUGUCACCACGCCUCUCGCCCAGCCCACCAUCCUUCAUCCACUUCCCCUCCACAUCAUCUAUCGCUUCGCCCUCGUCGAUCCAGAAGAAGCCAGCGACAAUUAGCAGCGGCGGCGCAAGCAGCAGUGGCUCGGGCUCUUCCAAGAAGAACUCAGAGUUGGUGCCGCCCGUGAUGCCUAUCUACCGUGCGACGUCAUCCAUUCCCCAGCACAUGUUGAACGAGGCCUCCAGCCUCCAGAGUCCACGGCGCAGGUCCAAGUCCAUUGUGGUCAAGCAGGCGGACGCACAGGAGUUCAUGUUCAUCGACUAUGCCAAGCAGAACUUUGAGCUGCGCUCCAAGAAGUCAAUCAUUCGCAAGAAGCCCAUCUCAUUCGACAUCCUCACCAACUACUCCAAGAAGCUCACGUCGCCCCUGCACAAGUUUGACGAGCCAGCGCUGGAGAAGUUGGCGCUGGACAUCUUUGAUCAUAUCCUGAUGUACAUGGGCGAUGCGGAGCGCGAACGCAAGCGCAGUCUGGGCCAGCUGGCCAUCCACAUUGUCAAGGCGGCACUGGAGAACCCCGAGCUGGAGGAUGAGGUCUACUGCCAGAUCAUCAAGCAGAUCACCAACCAUCCCAAGCGCGAGAACAAGCUGCGUGGAUGGGAGCUGAUUGCCAUUUGUUGUGGUUCGUUCGCGCCCACCCAGCGCCUGCUCAAGUACCUCUCUAGCUUCCUGCUGCACCGUGGCGAUGACCACGACGACGAAGGCUUUUCCAAGAUCGCCUUUAAUCGUCUUCAAUCGAUCACUAUGCGAGGCCCACGUGCACUGCCCCCAGUCGAGUCUGAGAUCGAAGCUCUGCGCCUGCGCCUCAUGCUUCGCGUCACAUUCCUGUUCCCUGACGAUGUUGGCGAGGAGAUCGAAGUGGACUCGACUACGACCGCGGGCGAGGUCACCGAGACGCUGAUGAAGCUGGCAGGUCUCAAGUCAGAGUCGCAUGUCUGGUCCAUCUUUGAGAUCUUCAAGAACAAAGAGCGCAGCCUUCGCAAGAAUGAGUACAUCCUCGACGUGGUGAGCAAGUGGGAGUCGUACUACCAAUCGGUCAACCUGUACAACCUCUCCCACGGCGUGCCCACCAACCAUGGCGAGAUCAUCUCACUGGAACAGUUCCAGUUCUGCUUCAAGGUGCAGAUGUUCCUCAAGCCAUCCAAGCCCCUCACGAACAAGUUUGACAUCCAGUUCCUGUUCCAUCAGCUGAUCAAGGCCAUCCUCAAGGGCCACAUGCCCAUUCGCGAGUACGACCUCUGCAAGCUUGCCGCACUGCGUCUGCACUACGACCUGCUUUGCAACUCCAAGCCCACGUCGCAGUCGGACUUAUGGCAGCGUUACAUCCCCGAGAAGAUGCUGAUGCUGCACUCGCCCAAGGAGUGGCGCGACCUCGUACAGGAGCGUCGCUACGAGUUCAGCUCGCACCUGCGCAUCCUCUCCAAGGACGACCUGCGCUAUGUCAUUGUCAAGUACAUCACGUCGCUGCCAUUCUACGGCUCGACACUGUUCCUCGACUGUCUCCAAGACCAGUGGAGCGAGAUUGAGAUCCCCGGCGCAUUUGAUGGCUUCCAUCUGGUGAUCGACGUCAAUGGCGUGCACAUCAUCGCCAAGUCCACAGUGGACAUCCAGAGGAAGGUCAUCCCGUCCGAGCCCCUGUCGGCCGCGGACAACGAUCCUCCCACCCCUCGCUUUGACGUGCCACACUCAGCAGGAGACAACACUGACGGCCAGGACGGCAAGUCAGCAGCCAACGACGACGAUAACGACUCAGAGACCAAUGGCGAGACCAAAGAGGAGGUUGGCUACUUCUGCAAGCUGUUGGGCAAGUCGCGCAAGUUCCGUGUUCUCAAGUCAGUACCUUACUCCAGCGUGCUGCACCAUCACGUGGAUGUCGAAGCCAGGACCAUCAUCAUCUCAGUGAACAACGAGGAUCUGCUCAUCCAGACGCCACAGUGUCUCGAGAUGGAUGCGCUCAUCACUGGCUACAUCAACUAUCUGUCGUCAGACUCCAAGUGCGCAGUGGCGCUGCGCGACUACACACCACCAUCCGACAAGUUUGGCUUCAAGAAGGGCGACAUCAUACAGAUACAGAGCAGAGGCGAGGAUGGAUGGUGGACAGGCACAAGCAGUGGUGGCGUGGCGGGCACAUUCCCAAUGAACUACGUUCAGCCACUGAUCAAUCCACCCACCAACAACGAGAUCUCGUUGAGGACACUUCCCAACAGGACCAGCAAGAGCUCGACCAAGGUGAAUGCCUCCCAAACAAUGUUCACGACCAAGACUGUGGAGAUUGGAACCAAGCACCCUCUGAUGCAGUACGUCCUCAACAGGUUCAGAUCACUCCCUGCACUCAAGCUUGCCGAGGGACUGAAGCACUCGACCACCCUCAAUGACUCAAACAUGUUCCUUUCUGAUCUACCCAUGGAGCUCCAGAAGGAGUUGGAGUUCAUCUUCAUUGAGAUCAUGAAGUACAUGGGAGACUAUCCAUUGCCCCCAAAGGAACACAAGAGCAGACUACUGCAGAACAUCAUACAACGUGGAAUCAACAAACCAAGAAUCAGAGACGAGAUAUACUUCUACAUCUGUCGACAGCUCACACUGAACCCAAGCUUCGAGGGUGUAAGGAAAGGAAUGAUUCUGUUCAGUUUGUGUGCAGGCUGCUUCCCAGCCACUGCAGAGCUGUUCCCCUUCCUGAAGCAAUUCCUCACGCAGAUAGACAACACGUACUCGCAGUCCAGCAUCAAGAAGCUACAGUGCACCGCCCUAAAGGGUCCAAGACUGUACGCGCCAUGCAAGAAGGAGAUACAUGCUGUCAAGGAGAAGAGAAUGAUCUCUUGCAAGAUACAUCUGGCCAAUGGCCCCAUUCAUCCAGUCGAGAUUGGACCCUCGACAACUGCCAUCGAGGCACUCAAGGUGCUAGUUGAGCAGCUCGACCUCUCCUACGGCAAGGAGUUUGCCAUCUACAAGGUGUGGAAUGGCAAGGAGCAAUGUCUAAAGGAACAGGAGAAGAUUGCAGACGUGAUGAAGUUCUUUGAGGACAAGGAGAAGAAGGCCAAGAAGCUGUCGUCUGAGGAGGAGUUUGCAUCAGGCCGACUGGUCCUACUGCGCAAGCUCUGGAUUCCACACGCAUCCUACUCGAUGAGCAAGGGUAUGCUCGAGCUGAUGUUCUAUCAAUGUGUACAUGAUGUGCUAGCUGGAAAGAUUCCAAAUCUUACCGAAGAGCUCUCGAUCACCCUUGCAUCCUAUCAGCUCCAAGCACAAGAGGGUGAUUACAAAGCAGAGUCCCCAAUCAUCACAGAUGACACUGUAUCUAUGUUAAUACCAACAAUAUUGAUCGAUAACAUGGCAUUGUCAGAAUGGGUUACCAAGAUCAAUCAUGCACAUAGUGAACUGGCUUGCAAAUCGAUCACACCGGAGAAAGCACUCUCAAAGUAUCUGGACCAAUACUAUUCCUUCCCGUACAGUGGCACGACAUGGUUCUCGAUCUAUGCCAAACGCAAUCAACAGCCAAUGCUUUGGAUUGGCAUCAACCAGACGAUGAUCAUUCUCUUUAAUGAGCGCAUGGAUGACGAACUCGAGCGUUGGGAGAUCGAAGCAGUUUCUGGAUUCACAUAUCGAGAGGACUCGUUCAGCUUCCUCAUCGGUGACUUGAUCAAUCCCACGCGUCGUCUGUUCUACACGGACCAAGGCGAUGAGAUUGGCGAGGUGUUUGAAACAUUCAAGUCACUUCCCAAGGUGGACCUGGUCGAGCAGGAGAGGAGGAUGGAGAAGAAACGAGAAAGGAAGGAAAAGGAGAUGAGGAAAGCAGCUAAGCAUCAACAACAAGAGGGAGGCGGCAACAACAACAAUGGCGCCAGUAGCAGCAACAGUUAA